Messenger RNA from Symbiodinium necroappetens, 2087 nucleotides. The record is from the annotation of a GenBank genome assembly. NCBI's taxonomy places the organism in Eukaryota, Dinophyceae, Suessiales, Symbiodiniaceae.
GUGUGGACAGCCUCCAUGCAUCGGGCCUUUUGGACGAAGAAGGUCGGCAAAAAAUCGCGAGAAGAGAAGGCCUGAGCAAGCGUGAAGACACGACGAACUACCAUUCUCUUGGAACUGUAUGCACCCUUCGAGCAGCACUGGCCGUCCCAGUACCGCUACACUACCGCAUUCAGGACGAGGAGGAGGAGGAGCACCGAAAACAUUGGGAAUCUACCGAGAAAGCAGACGGAAAUGUCUUCACUGCCAAGUCGCUCGGUGAUUCGCCCACCGCCGUGCCGACUCAAUGGGCGCCGAAGGCGACUCCUAGUCGCGCGAAGGUUGGCGAUGUUGCAGGGCCCUGGCGCAGAAGUGCAGAAGAGGCCGCAGAGGAUGAGACGAAGCUCUUGGAGGCCGAGGAUGCAGAGGCUGCCUCGCUGGAGCUGACGCAGGCCGUGCUGCCGGGUGCACUAGCUGGUCUGGACUGUCGCUUCGAGCGCUAUGGUCGCAUCUUUCUGGUUUGCUCUGAGGCCAAUGACGGAGAGGUUACAAGAGCAGUUUUGACUUGCUUUCACGAGCUCAAUGCUGCUCUGCUGGGACUUCGCCCACAGGACGGCGAGUUCUUGUUGCGAGAGUUGUCCGGGGAGGAGCAAGCAGACCCUCAUUUGGAUUUACUGUCCGGCUUCUGCGUGCUCGACGGGCGCUCACGGCUCUUUGUCAUAGAAGGACUUCGUGAGGGCCAUUCGUUCUCAAAGCUCCUUGAGAUGAUUCCCCGUGGACCUGAUGCACCAAAGCUGCUGCAUAACACCGCAAUUGGAUUCGGGGAGAGGCUCUACAUCAGUUUCGGCCCGAGGCUGAAGCAGGUGAAGUUGCGAGGAACCUUGGAGAGAUUGUCUUUCAGGCCAGCGCUGUAUUCCUGGAAUAAAUCUGUGUCUACCGAAGAUGCUGCCGCGAAUGAAGUGCCAAAACAACUCAUGGCUUUGAAAGGCCUGAACCGACUUCGUGGCGCCCGGGAGAACCCACACUUUCCAAAGGCAGCACAAAUCGAGCAUUUGCAGCGACUUUAUGGUGCAUACAUCAGCGACAGAGAGUUGGAGGGCUUCCCUGCGGAAGAAGCCAUCAUCGUCAAGAAAAGGGCAGCCCCGGCGGGCCCCGGAGCUGAUCGGCGAACCUCAGUUGCACCGCACGAAGCAACGAGAGAUGUCCUGGCGGAGGCAGUGACCUCUGGUCAGCUGGGAAGCGGAGGCACGGUCCGUUUCCAGACGCGGUCGGUUCUCAAGGAGAAGUUAGACCAGACGAAUGCACACUACGAGGAGCAUGCGGAAUUGCGCAAGAGCGCUUCAGUGCAAAACUUCCAGAAGACGAACAAGACGCUGGUGCGGGUGCAGUCGCAGCAAAAUGUUCGCCGGAAUGACCUUUUGGGGAAGAAGCGUGAACGGGAAACUCCUUUCCUCGAUGGUCAGGUUUAUUUGUACUCCAGCCAGAAGCUGAACAGCGCAGAGCUGCAGAAGGAAUGGCUCCGAAAGCACAUGGCCGGCCACGAAUCUGAGAAGGUCUGGACGUACAAUCCCACGUACAUGUCCCAGAACUUCGAGUUUGCUGGCGCUGCACCACCUGGGGUGCCAAAGCCUCCGCCACCGCGCCCGAACGACACCUAUGCGCGAUUGGAAGGAGACGACAGAGAGGUUUUUCGCAUUGUUCAAGCCCGGCAGCGGGAAGCUUUUCGAAAGCCGCCUCGUGAUUUGGAUCAAUCCACCGUGGAGUUGCUGCACGAGCCCUUCGAAGAGGGCGAGUGGUUCCGCAUUGAUUUGGGCGAAGAGAGGACGCAGCCUGUCGCUGUGGUGGAGACUUUCGAGCCGGGGAAGGUUCCACACAACCGGCGCUACACCUCCACGCCCUUUGAUCCUCAGCACAUGCUUAUGGGACAAGAGCAUGACUUCGGACCCAAGUCUCUCUACGAGAGUGUCCACUACCACGGCCGCCGACCUGACGAAGAUCGUCAGGAGCAGUACCUGGAGCACAAUAUCAAGGAAAUGGAGGCCGCUGCUUCGAAGAUCCGUUUCCACCACGAAAUGAAGACUUUCACACAAGGAAUCAGCAGAACGGGGGUG